Molecule: messenger RNA, 5439 nt
Organism: Meleagris gallopavo (turkey)
Lineage: Eukaryota; Metazoa; Chordata; Aves; Galliformes; Phasianidae
Source: RefSeq, a predicted model, not a curated record
AGAGUCCUGAGGGAACUGGCUGAUAUGGUCACUGAGCCGCUCUCAAUGAUAUGUGAGAAGUCAUGGUGGUCAGGUGAAGUCCUCGGUGACUGGAAAAAAGGCAAUGUAGCAUUGCUGUUUUAAGAAGGGCCCAGGAAACUAUCAACCUGUCAGCAAAAUUAUAAUUAUUCUUGCAAUUAAUGAUGUCAGCAGCAAAGCAUUAGACAAGUGGAAGCUAAACCAGGAUUGUUUGCUUUUUUCAUUCUUUCACGUAAUGCCUAAGUAAUGCUGAGUAGCUGCUGUGUGAGGUGUGGGAAGGAGUCGCUGGGUAAAGCAAGUAGGAAUUAAGAUUGGAAUGGGAAAAAGUCUGUGGGAGGAGAAUGGUGGCUCUGUGCUUAUUUCCUGUCCUUUCACACUGAAGUUUUGAGAAGUUUGGAAACAGCUGCACAGCUGUUCAGGACAGCCAGUGACUUAGAUGAAUUGCAGCAAAUCAUUUGGCAGCAAAGUCCAUCUUUGUAAUGGGCUGGAAGGCAGAAAUUGUUGCAGUACGGUAUAUAUUGCCCCCCCUUCAUUUUUUAUCCUCUCUUUCAGAAAUGUCUGUAACUAGCUUCCUGGCUAUGUGUGGGUCUCCUAUCCUCUCCCCUCUUUAUUGGGGUUUCUUUCUUAUGGCUUUUUGGUGUGAAUGUGUUCCUUUUCACCCAAAAUGCUCUGCUCAUGUUAUUCCUUCCAUUCUCUUCCAUGUUGUGAAGUGCCCCAGUCAGAACAGGACUCUCAAAGGCAGAGCAACAGAUCGUGUCCUAUUUCAAGCAACAAACCCUUCCACACUUCUAUAGAUCAGCACUCUUGUUCUGUAUCUCUUUGCAUUUCGUGACGACGCUUCUCAUAGUAAGAUGGUGAAAGUGGGGCGGGCCCUUCACAGAACCCUGAGUUGAGAAGUAAAAUCUCAAAUGGUGGUGGUAAAUCCGAGGCAGGAGAGCCUACGUGGGAACCGCGACGGUAUUCCCUUCCCGUUGCGGCGGGUACUUGAGAAGAGGAGGUGCUAUCUGUGACUGAUGGAGGAGCGUUAGGACUGACGGCGCGGGGCCGCGUUUCCCCUCACGAAGCGGCGGGGGCUCCUGAAGGGCCGCCUGGUGCUGCCGCCGAACUGCCCGAGCUCGCCAGGGGGCGGAGAGAGCGCCAAAAGCUUUGGGGUAUGCCGAAGGGAAGCUCUGGGCUGAGAGGCGGGGUGGUCGUGAUGAAGAGGCAGCUGGGAGCGAUGGAGGUGGUGUUAGGCGCGGUGCCGUGAGAGGCAGCGGAGUGUGGCUCUGGGGGCUGCGGUGGCGCGAGAGGCUGCGCUCGGCUCUGUGAAACUCAGGGAGCGGCAGCGUGUGGAGAACACCGUGAGCCGUGGCAUAGGCUGUCCUCGCUGUGCUUCGUGUCUCUGUUCUGUGGCCACAGAGCACGACACAGUGAUCUCAGGGCGGUGGGAGAAAGGAGAGGCUGUGGUUUCGGCUGAACUUUAAUCUCUUCUUGUAAAAGAUUUGAAAGGAUGGAACGGUAGUUGCAUGGGAUUAAUCCUAAAGAAACUGAAAAAUAAAUCCUAAUGUAAGUUCUCCUUCAAUUUGUGCAUAAAAUGUGACACUUCAGGCCAGUAGAACGCAUCUACCAGCCCACCUACAGCAUACAACUGACAAGAAGUUCUCUGCUGCUGCCAUACAGGUGCACCUCAGGUACCCUGUUCUCUCACAGGUCUGUCCUCCCAAACCAACUUCUGUGACCUCCUGCCAUGAAUCGUUCAUAAAUGAAGAGCUUUUCUUUCUCUUCAGCCUCUUUAUGUUGUGCUUUGUCCUAUGCCAGGUAGCUAUGUCUGUGUUUGAAGGUUUAAGUGGUAUUUCAUAUUGGUUACCUACAGAAAAGACAGAUGAUAAUUUGUAAAAUAAAGUCUGUGUGACCAUUAAAAGAUCAUAGUUGGAAGGGGCCUUUGAAGGUCAUCCAGUCCAGCUCCUUUGCAACUAACAGGGACAUCAGAUGUGUGUAUACAAAAUGUCACAUUUUGGCCUUAGUAGUUCUACCUCUAAGUUCAUAAGUUCUGAGAUUUACUCUGAAAGCGCUCUGAAAAUAUGUGAACAACACUGAAGAGUAUGGUCACAUUCUAGACCAACUCUGUGAUCUUGAAAGUUUUAUCUACAGGAAUAAGAAUUGAUCACCUGUAUAUACUGAUGUUUGCAAGAUCUACACCUUAAAUGGAUACUACAGGAGGUGACAGCAAAUGAGGAAAGUGUAAUUUAAGAAAUAAAUUAUUUCUCUGUUUCAUGUUUUCAACAACUAUGACAGCCUUCAUAGCUCUCUCUCUCAUAUCUCAUAUAUAUAUGUCUUACUUUAGCUCCAAUGACUGGGGGGAGUUAAGGAGAGGAGGGGCUAAAUGCUGCAUUUAAUUUGAUGGGUCAGGGAUUGGGUGGUGCAAUAAUUCAGUAAUAAGAAGAAUAGUAGAGCAUUUUAGGAAUUUAUUGUUAUUGUAGCACGGCCAAUUCUGAACUAAUUCUUUCCAGCUUAUUCCAGAAUUCUCAUUAAGAGUCCAAAGUCUUUUUGGAAGAUGCACAAAGAAAUACAGAAAAUGAAGGAAAUUAUCCUUGUUUACCUUGACAGAAGUGGUGGCCUUGAGAAAUUUGUGCACGACUGCAAAAAAUACAACGACUCAAAACAAAGUUAUGCUGUGUAUCGUUUCGUUAUUUCAAUAAACCCUUCUGAUGUUGCUGAAUUGGAUGCAACUCUUGGAAACUACGUUCUUCAUAAGCCCAUGAAAGCUGCAGGGAUUUUUCAGUCAGUAUGUUUCAUAGCUAUUAAGACAUUAUCAUUAAUUGAACAAUUACAGACGGAGGCCCAAAUAAGCAUACUGCUGAAACCAACACAUUUGCCACCAUUACCGAGUUAUGUUCUCAGUCUUUCUGCAUUUCCAUUUAAUUACACAUCUAAGAGAUUUUAUAUGUCUGAAGGAAUAGUGAUUGCAAUGGGAACUGUCACAAAAUACACUCAAGGAGCAAGAUUUCUUUGCACCGGGGAAACCUGUCCAUUCUCUGAAGGGUUUAGAUACAUAAGGGUGCAUCUGCCCGGAGCUACAGAAUCUGCCACAGUGAGAAAUGACUUCGUGUGCAGUUUGUGUUCUUCACCACUGCAGGAAGAUAUGAAAUUCAGAGUACUUGGUGAUAAACAGGUCGUUGAAAUGAUUGAUGCCAAAGUUCUUAAUGCUUUAAAAGGAUAUUCCGACCAUAAAUCGCAUUUUAGGAUUCAGACUUUUACAGUUUUCUUGAGAGAUGAACUGGCCAAUACAAUGACAAUAGGAAACCACUACAAGAUCAUAGGAAUUCCAGCUUGUGUACAAAAUGGCCCACAAGCUACAGCAUUUAUAGAAGUCAGUAGUGUACAGCUCUGUAAACCAAAUGGUCCUUCUUUCAUCGGUGAAAAUUUUAAGUAUCUACUCUCACUGACCUCAAGUUCAUGCUGGAGGUUUACAGCCACACUUGCCAAUAUCUUUGCUUCUCAAGUUGUUCCACCAGGCACUUACAAUACUCUUAAACUGGCAAUAUUACUGAGUCUAGUACAGACGUGUGAAAUAGAAAAUGCAGAUUACCUCGAUCUACUGAUUGUGACAAGUGACACUCUAAUAAUUGAUAGGCUUCUGAAUUACAGCCUAUGUCUCCUGCCUCGUGGCAUACGACACCCAUCCUCUAGUGACAUCUUUCCUUCUGUGUCCAAAGAUAAGCAUGGAACUGGAAGUGCUAGUAUUCAAGCUUGCAGUGCUCUGCUGGCUCAGGGUGGUAUCUGUUACAUAGGAGACUUAUCUUCAUACAAAAAGGAUAAACUUGAACUCCUGCAAUCCGUGCUAGAGAGCCGGACAACAACACUGUUCAUUCCUGGGAAGAAGUAUGGAGAAGAGGCUGACCAACAAAUGACAAUUUCAAUUCAGACCAACUUCUGGUCUUAUGUAGAUGUGGGUUCUUCCCCAAAGAAACAUACGGCAAGGGACAGCUUUUUAAUUGGGCAGAUGGACUUGAGUUUGAUUCCACCUAAUCUUUUAGAUGUUUUUGGGCUGUUGAUAUACAAUGAAUUUCCUUUGUGUCAGCUGUCUUUUCCUGUAGUGCAUCAUGUCUUGCAAAAAGCCAUUAAUCCUGAAGCCAUGCUGUACAGAGUCUCACAGCAGUUCAGAACACAGGAUUAUGAAGAGUUUAUUUUGUUCGCAAAGAAUCUUCAUGUCCAACUGGGUUCUGAAGCAGAAAACCUCAUUCAGGGCUACUAUCUUGCAAGUCGUAGAGUGAGGAGAGAUUCUCUGCAUGGAUCAAAUUUAUCAGCAUCUGCACUAAAAAUCCUGAUUUCACUGUCCAAAGCUCAUACUAAACUAAGUUUGAGGAAGAAAGUCCUUGAGGAAGAUGCAUUGAUUGCCAUCCUGCUGUUUGAGUCAUCUCUUACCCUAAAACAUGGUAAGUCAGCAUUGUGCAUAGAACCAAACGCAGUAUUUCCAUUCGACCUCAGUGAUGAAAACAGCCUCCAACAGAGAGAUAUUUACCUAUUGCAGUGCCACCAUCAACUGCUUCAGUUUAUUGGUGCAUAUAGCCCAGGGACUUACGUUAGCACUAAUGAAGAAUGAAAUCUGCUGUGAGUCUGAAGCUUCUACUUCAGCCUGGGACUGCAGUUACAGAAAAGUAGACAACUGUUUUCAGUGCUAUUUUGCAAAGAAAUAAAGUAUAGCUGAUAGAAUUUAGUUGAAGUUUCCUGGUAACACUGAAGAAAGACAGAAGUGAUGUUUCUAUUCUGGAAGGCCACGGCUUCAGAAUAAAGCCAGAAUCUGAACUUGUAUUCCCAGCUACAACCAUCACUUACCUGGAUGGACAGAGACAAGUUUUUAAUAAGGUAACUAACAUUUAAGCCAAGAAUGCAGAAUAUUGUAUUUCAUUUCAACUAUGGCCUGUACUUUUCCCUGUUGCUUCUUUUUAAAUGCUUUAUCCAGCAAGGAAUAGUUUUAAUACACUACAAAAAGCAGUACUGAUGUAAGACAACUUUAAGUUAUUCAUGUACCAUAAAUUUUAAGAUUUAUAUCACCAUACUGCUUCUUGCUUUAUGCCUCAGUUUUACAUUUACAUACACUUACAUAUACAUAUAUUUACAGCACUAUCAUAUCAGCCCAGGAUGUAGGUACACUCCUGCAAUCUGAAAUAAAGCUUAGAUAAGGACAUGGAGACAGGAGAGCCAAAAAAAUUAUUAGUAGGCCCACCAGGGAGGAAGCAGCUCACGGAGUUCCAGUCUAACUGCCUCACUGCAAAAAUGAGUGUGAAGACUGAUACAGUGGAUACGUUCCUCCAAGUAGGGACUUCUCUUACUUUCUCCUCCUAGCAAUGACGUAGCUGUAGGCACAACACUGGGCAAGUUUUACAUCAGAGGCCCACAUUCAACGCAGCAGCAAAAUGUACAGACUUCUACUCAAAGAUG